AUGGCGCUCCACACUCGCUUAUCCAUGCUCGCGAUCGGCGCACUCGCGGCCACAACCGCCACCGCCCAACAUGUGCUGCUCCCUUUCUCCCAGCAUACCAGCAGCGACAUCAAUCUCUCGGCGCGGGGCUCGAAACAGACCACCCUCACAUCGUCCGAAUAUGCCUAUGUCAUCGAUGCCACGGUCGGCACCCCUCCACAAAAGGUGUCACUGCUUAUCACGACCUCGGUCGGUGACACGUGGGUUCCCGACGCAAAUACCCCCGAAUGCUCCCCCGAAUGGUACUACCGGAACCAGUAUUUCUACGACGAUGAGGACUUGCAAGAUGACAACAUCCCCAAGGCUCAGUGUACGUGGGGAAGCUUCAACAAGACACGGUCCUCGACAUAUCUGCCCCCGAACUCACGCUACGAUGACUUCAGCGCCGCCUACAUCGAUUCCAGCAGCGUCUCCGGCGCCAACAUGACCGACAAGCUGACGUUUGGCGGCCUCGAGUUCAACGAUUACCCAAUGGGCCUGGUCUCAAACGCGUAUCGCUGGAUUGGCAUGCUCGGCCUCGGCGCCAACAACUCGGCAAACUAUUAUAGCUCCGCGUCGGCUGGCAACUACGCCAACGUCGUGGACCGCAUGGUUUCGUCCGGCAAGAUAGCGAGUCCCGCCUACAGCAUUUGGCUGGAUGAUGCCAAGGGGACCUCGGGCGGCUUGCUGUUUGGCGCCGUCGACCGAUCGAGGUACACGGGUGAUCUCGUGCGCGUUUCGGCGUCUAGCUCGUACUCGUACUCGUACUAUUCCUACGGGUUCGUCACCACGCUCAACAGCAUAAACGGCACUUCCGCGUCGGGAGAAGCCAUGCCAGCCAUCAGAUCAAACGACUUCCCAGUCGAUGUCACCGUCGGUCCGGGCGAGGUAUUCUCGUUUUUGCCCUCGCGGCUGGCGGACCAAAUCGCCGACAUGGCUGGCGCCACCUAUAAUGAAUCGGCCGAGGUCUUCUUGAUUCCUUGCGAUGCCGGCAAGACCAACAACACGAAGUUCGUCCUCGAGCUCGGCGGCACUGACGGGCCUAAGCUAAACGUGGAAACGGCCGAUCUCGUACUGCCAAUUACCGCCUUUGCGGGCUACCAGCGCUCUCGCCUACUUGGGUCCGACUCGUGCAUGUUUGGCAUCCAGAAGAACGACGAGAGCGCCUACUCGAGCAGCUCCUCUUCUUACGUCUACAACCUCGGCAGCUCCCUCCUCCGGCGCAGCUACAUCGUCUUCGACCUGGCCAACCGCGAGAUUGCCCUGGCCCAGGCCAAGUUCCCCUCUGGCUCCAACGCCCCGGCUUCAGACAUUGUGGCGUUUGAGAACUAUGGCGACUACACCCCGGGCGCAUCCGAGUUAUGCACCAGCAGCUACUGCCGCGACUCUGACGGUGGCUCGGGCUCGGGCUCGGGCUCUGGUUCAGGCUCGAACGGACCGUAUAAAUACGGCGGUCCCGAGAACGGGGUCCAGCACUGGGAGAAAGUUGCCAUUGGAGUCGGCGUCACAUUUGGCGUGCUCAUUCUCGCCGGUGUGAUCACGGGUAUUAUCCUCUGUACCCGCUCAGGUCGUGGCAAGGGAGUCGCAAAGGAGGUUGACGAGGAGGGCUCGGGAGGAGACACCCCGCCGGCCACCUUGACCAACCCGGAAAUGACCCAGAACACCAGGGGUUCGAUGAUCCUACCGCCAGGGCCUCUGCCGUCCAUUCAGGAGGGGACUGAACCACAUGCGCAGACACAUACGCCGGCCCCCCAACUGCCAGCCCUAGGGACGCAGCUUGGCCAGCCGAUCACGCCUCCUGAGCCCACGGCAUCUGCCAACUCAAACCGCCCAUCGGUUGCCGUGUCCGCCCUUUCCCAGGAGCAGGAGACGCAGACAUAUGGCUCUACGCCGGAGUCUGAGGCUGCGGUACCGGCAUCGCCGAAGGGCAAGGGGAAGGCUGUGGACCGGAACGAAGACUGA
Chaetomium globosum CBS 148.51 is the source of this 1980-nucleotide messenger RNA. RefSeq lists its product as uncharacterized. The record is from RefSeq and is a predicted model, not a curated record. Bases 1 to 1980 code for a protein of 659 amino acids. NCBI's taxonomy places the organism in Eukaryota, Fungi, Ascomycota, Sordariomycetes, Sordariales, Chaetomiaceae. The transcript has a single exon. Gene Ontology annotation, molecular function: aspartic-type endopeptidase activity. Gene Ontology annotation, biological process: proteolysis.